GAUUAGGAUCCAUUUUGAAUUGAGAGUGACGGUAUCAUAGUUUAUUGUAGUGGCCUGCUGACACAAUCCCACAUUUCACAAGCACCGGCACCACAGUAGCCCAAGGACUGAUGAUUCCCAUGCUGGCAUGGGGGAUGAAAAAGUCAACAACCGAAAAGUUUAAGCAUAUGGAUCUUUGAGAUGGAGUACUUGGUCUGCAGUCGCAGUAGCUACACGAACCAGUCAAGCAAACAAAAGAUGGCAGAUGCUGUACGAUGUACCACCAGCUUCUCCGUAUCUAGGCGCCGCUUUGGCAAUCAAUCCAAAACAGCAUCCACCCGCUGCCACCAGACAAAUCCAAGACUAGCUAGUACCCACCUUGUGUCCCCUGCAGGAAAAUACUAACGGAGUAUCUGUGACAGAACGGAGGAGUAUUGUACUCCUUUCACCGGUAUAGGUCAGGCGAAGGAGGACAACACUGUCAUACACACCUGGUAUGGAAGCAAAGGACUCUUUCCUCUGGAUGCAAUUGUGGCUGUUGGGUUCGUCGACAAAGCCUGGAAGCUGCCUAUGAUUUGAUCAUGGCUGAUGAUGACUAGUAAGGUCUAGUUAUGCAUAGCCGGCAAGACAUUCUUACUCGCGCCAUAGCAACUGUGCGGUACCGUUACUGUACCGGUGUGUUGCCGCAAAGAUGAGUAUUCGUAAGAUGUUUAAACGUACACGUUUACCUGAAUGUCUAUUAUUAAAUCCUGUAAACGCGUUUAUCUCCAAGACCUUAAACAUCCGUUGAGGGCAAGACGCGCACCUUCUUGCUUCGAAAUUUGUUUCCAUUCAAAGCGUUUCUGGCCACUUUUUCCGACAAACACUCACUGUUUGGGGUUUACUUGAAUGCUGCCCUCGAAAACUGAAACCGAGCAUAGCCUUGUAUGGUAUCCACACAAGGCAAAACUAUCAUACAGUAUUAUCCGGAUCAGCUCAACAAAUUGCUGUUUACAUCGUAUCUGUGGCUGAAAGGCACAAUACCAACAGCGACCAGUGCGAGUUAGAUUGCACAGUAGUGACGCCUUGUGAGCAUACUAUCCAGUGGUAUCACACCUAUUGAUUGCCAUCUAUCUGAUUUUCUAGCUAGUUCAUUCGAUAUCAACAACGCGCAAGUCCCAAGGGACUUCCAACUGAUUGCCAUCAUGAUCUCUCCAUAUUUUUUAGUAAAAGAAAAGCCCAACAGCAAAGGCAUGAUGAGCGAAUACGACUCUAGCAAGGCCAUGAGCCACGACGACGUGAACGCGCCGGAUCCAACGACCCGUUCUGUGGAGGAAGGAACCGUGGACGGAUACUCCGUUUCUAGCAACGGUAAAGGAGGAGGAGACAGUGGUGGUGUUUCUUCGCUUUGGAAGAGUCUUUCGAUGGGUGGCACUGUCUUUGACGGGUUCUUGCUGGCUGCCUCUCAAGAAGUCGGUCAAUCGAUCCUGACACUUCCCAAUGUCUUUUCCAAAGUGGGUUUUGCAUGGGGUAUCAUUCUGGAGCUUGUCUUUGCUACCAUGGCUCUCUACACCAACUUUUUGCUGGUAUCCAUGCACGCUCAGUAUCGACACAAACUCCAAGUUACCAAUGACAAGAGGCAUCACGACAAACACUACAUUGCCUCGUACCACGAGAUUCUAGAAUCAUUGGUCGGUCCCUGGUUGAAGAAAUUCUCAGUGACUGUGGUCUUCUUUGCCCUGCUGGGACUCUCCACUGUACAGAUUAUUGCCACGGCUUCCAACUUUUACAUUUUGAGCGACGCCGUGUCCAAACGAACCUGGGCUCUCAUUUGGGGAAGUCUCUUUUCCCUCAUUGCAUUUGUUCCGACCUUUCGACACUACCGGAUGCUUUCCGUAUUGGGAAUUCUCACGACAACCUAUGUUGCCAAUUACAUGACAAUCCAAGCGGCCAUGGAAGGACCUAAAGAGGAUGUAGUUUACAAUGCCCCCGAGAGCGUCGAAGGCUUCUUCACUGGCUUUGUGCAGCUUUUGUUCGUCUACGGCGGCCACACAUCCAACAUUGAAGUGGCAGAUGUCAUGGACAGCCCUGGAAACUACGACAAGUCCUACUUUUGGUCCUAUCUCUACGUCUUUUCGUUGACCAUGCCCAACGCCGUAACCGCGUAUCACACAUACGGACAAGAGGCAUCCUACAAUGCCAACUCGUUCAAUCUGUUCCCCCGUUCAUUUGCUCGCGAUUUGGGGAUUGUCAUGAUGUCUCUGCAUCAGGCGGUCGCCUUUGGACUCUUUGCCGGUCCCUUGUUCCACAUGUGGGAAAAGCUCAUUCGCAUCCACGACAAGCCAUUCAAAGUACGUGCACUGGCCCGAUUGCCACUCUGUGCCUUUAUGCUCUUUUUGGCCGUGGCGUUUCCCUUCUUUGGGGCCAUUAAUGCCGUCUUGGGAGCAUUUACGACAUCCUUUGGAACCUACAUUAUUCCCUGCGUGGGUUACAAUCUCGCCUUUUCCUCGGACGAUACCAGCGGUAUGGUCAAGAAACCAUUCCUCUCCAUGCAAUGGAUGCGUCGAAUCAACUGGGUCGUGGCAGGCUUUGUCGUUGCGGGUGGAGUGGGAGCUGGAGGAUACACAAGUAUCAAAAACUUCCUUCGACAGAUUGAAAACUUUGACUAUUUUGCCGAGUGCUACCAAUGCUAACGAGCAAGCAAGAGAUGCAAAAGCAAGCAAUCGCGACCGCUGAUAGAAGCAACUACAGUAACUGAUAGAUAUGCAAGCCGGAAGAACUUAACAAGGCCUGCAGGGUUCGGUUGCUUACCUACUAUAUCAUGCAUAAUCACCAUGUAAACCACAC
Molecule: messenger RNA, 2805 nt
Organism: Seminavis robusta
Lineage: Eukaryota; Bacillariophyta; Bacillariophyceae; Naviculales; Naviculaceae
Source: the annotation of a GenBank genome assembly